CGAGGACGGGAGCCAGGGUUGAGUACCGGCUAUGAGCAUGGAGCUUGUCCUGUCACCUGGUAAUCUCGGAGGCGAGGGCGCCGAGGGCAGCCCCUUCCGCAACGAGGACGUGCGCGAGUGGUCCCGGGUGGAUCGCGUCACGGGGAUGCUGGAGCGUGCGCGAGUCGAGACCGACCGCUGGCGCGCCAACACCAAUGACGCCAUACACUCCUACGGGAAGAUGAUCGACUCCAGGGAGCGGAAUUCAGCGGACGGAAGUCUGGUGCAGAAAGCUCGGCGCCAGGUGGAGAUAUUUCAAAGCCAGGGGAACGGCGGACGAUCCUUUCAAGUGGUCAGGGCAUCGCAAUGGUCCUCGUCACGGGCGACCGAUUGCGUAUUCAACGUCCCAAUCACCAAACUGAGCGUCGGCCGAGGCUGCGGCUCGGAGACGUCACCGGGACUCGCGGCCACGUCCAGGCUGGGUUUCUGGCGCCCGGGCCUCGAGCGCGACAGCUCGGACCUCGAGCGGCUCUCCUGCCUGUGCCGCGAGCUCCACGACGAGGCGAUACGCAGCAGCGGCGUCUGCUGGGCGACCGAGGCCCCGGUUACGGAUGAGCCGGGCGCCCUCACCGAGCGCCGCAGCAACUCGAGCGAGAACCUGACGGCCCAGCCCAACGGCCAGGAGCUCUUUGCCCGCGACUGCAGAACCCGCCGCUCCCUGCAAAUCGCCCAGCAGCCGGAGGAUGGCCGAGCCCGCAGGCCCAGGAACGAGCUCGUCGCUGAGCGCGCGCGCACCUUCGAGGAGGCGGUGGUCGGGCCGCGCUCCAGCUGCCCAGAGAGCCGCACCCGAGCCAGUCCCAGCCUCCCCGGGAGCAGGGCUUUCGCCUCCAUCGCCGACAACGACUUCGUCAAGAACGAUCCCAAUCAUCCGUCCAAGGUCAACCAGCUGAUCGCCAAGAUGUCCCUUCAGGGCGCAGGUCAGCAGCUGGGUCAGCGAGUGCGCGUGGCACCGGAACCGAGUGAGACGCGCAAGGCCAACAACAAGACGGUCGUGCACCUGAGGAACGCGGCCUCGCCCGUCCAGGACGGCGAGGACUUGCCGCCGCGUUGUAUCAACGUGACGGCUAUCAAGCUGGACAACGAUGGCGAGCAACGACUGCGGGCCGAGGGUACGACUCUCGGAUCCACCGAGGAUGCCACCGUGCCACCCGCGACGAAGCCGGUCAAGCGGGUGGAGUUCUGCAAGACCGAGAUACACUUCGCGGCCGACUCGGGCAAGGUGAACAUCGUCGAGACGGACGGGAAGCCACCGCCGACGAAUAAUUUCAGGAGGCGACGAAGGAACGCAGGCCUCGGGACCGCCUCGAGCAAUAACGCGCAGAAAAGUAACAUGCCUCUGGUGCAUUUUGGCGAUACUUCUUACGAGAAGUAUAUUUUCGGAGGUCGAGGGAAAUUAUUACAGGAUGAUAAAAAGUCCGCGAUUUCGAGCGAGAAUCCAAUAAUCGAGGACAGCGUGAAAAACUUUAAUCCGACGGAGACGGAAGUGAAAACGGAAAGGUGGCACUCCUCGGAUAAAGUAAGGGAGAAUGGUUUAGUUUCGGGUAGCGACAUAUGCACGGCCAAGGAUUCGUACACGGACAUGAAUAUGGAGAAGGUCGUCGAUCAUAAUAAUAAGUACAAGGGGACGCAUACAACGACUGUGAAUUUCCUUGGCGAUGAGAGCAAUGCUGUGCCAAAAGUUAACGAAGGGAUAAGCGGCCGUAGGAUUCAGCUGCAGUUUGCCGCUUCUAACAAGAAUGUGAGUCCGAUCGGCAGGGAUGACGACGACGAGCACGACGACAACGAUGACGAUGACGAAGACGAUGACGAUCACGACGACGACGACGACGACGACGACGACGACGACGACGACGACGACGACGAGCAGGGGGACGCCGUCGUAAGUCGCACCACCAAGAUAACCCUACGCUUGCCGGCCGUCAUAAGCCAACACUCGCGCGUCUUGCAAUGCAAUCCCUUCUCGAAUCUCAAGUCGGUGCGACUGGUCAUGAGUAUCGAGCAGAUGAUGGGGGAUCGCGAAGUCCACCAGGAUGGCUCAGUCUCCUUCAAGCGGCUCUUCUCCAGCCUCUGCAGCAACGUUGACGAGCCCGUGGACGGGCUGUCGUUAAGCGAGACCAAGAGGACCGACGGCGAGGCCUCCCCCAGGCUUUGGUCCCUCCAGCUCAAGUCCGAGCACAAGCCGCGGAUGGGCAAUCAUCGACUCGAGCAGCAUCGUCGUCGGCCCUUAGACCGAUCGCGAAUGAUUACGGAUAAAUCCAGCGGUGCUUUCCCAACGAGCAAUCACGCCGUCUACAAAGACAUUGAUGCGAUAUCCGAGAGUCUGUCGAGCAAGAGUCAAGCCGUAUCCAAGGAUUCGGCGAAUAAUCAAGUUCUCCUGAAAAUAGUUACGACGCACAAGCCAACAUUAGCGAGAGUGGAGAGCGAUCGUAAUAAUGUUAAUCAGCUGAAGUGUCGAUUGAAGAAUCAAGGCGCUGACGUGCACGAGGACGGAAAUGAAAUUAAGCAUUUGAUUGGGGAAAACGGCAAAGACAAUUCGCAAAAUGCAAGCUGCUCUAAUCUUGAAGCCAAAGACUACUGUGAUAAUAUUAAUGAAUUUAAUGCAAUUGUUACGAACGGCAUCGAGGCCCCAACGUAUGAGAAUAUAUUUGAUGCUGUAAGCGACGAUGUGCCGCUUUAUGAAAAUUUCCAAGUUAUCAAUAGUAAGCCAGUGAAAGAUAAGAGAGUUGCGAAUGGGAAGACGUCGAUGAAAAAGCGCUCGUUAAAUUCACAAAGCGAUAAAGUAUCUGGCAAUUUGUAUGACAGAAGGCAUAGGAGAAUUCCCUCGAAAAUUGUCACCGCUUUUAACAACGAAGGAUCAUCAAUCGACAAGUGCAAUAAAAUAAAAUCUGACAAAUUGAAGAGUACGCGAUCGUCAACACCUAUAUCAACAUUAUCCAGUACUAAGAGCGACAAAAAUUCACAUAAUUUCAUAGAGCAUUCAGAAUUUAAGCGCACGAAUAAAAUAAGCCCUCGCUUAAAUAAUUCACGGGAUAAUUCAAUAAAACGCUACAAAGACACCAAGCUUACAAGAGAUGAUAAUUUGUCGGGCGUACAAGUAAGGAGAAAAGCUUCAUCAAAAUCCGAUUCUGCGAAACAGGAAUACAAAGGCGCGGCUUUAAGUAAUAAUACCGAGAAAAGUAAUGGACACACGAGAUCGAAGAAGCCCGUAGAGGUUGUCUAUCAAACUGCCGUUUUUAAUAUGAAAAAUGAAAAGCUCUCCAAGCCUGUAAAAGCAAAGGAAUCAAAAGGGCCUCGCUUGAUAAAUGAUUUCAUAUGUGUAAGCAAAAUGAGACGACCAUCCGACAAUAAAAGAAUAAUAAAAACAGCCAUUGUGUCACAAAAUACAAGUAAAAGAAAAGAGACACCAACCACAAUACACAGGUAAACAUCAUCACCAUUCUGGAUACUUAAUUAUUAAAUUUAUAAUCAUUUAUUGAAGUUUAUGAUGUUUUGUGUUUCAGACAAUAAUAAAUAACAAAUAUUAAUAAUACGUUCCUCCAAAUUGAUAUAUCUACCUACCUACAUACAUUCGUGCGCGCGCGCAC
Messenger RNA from Ceratosolen solmsi marchali, 3623 nucleotides. RefSeq lists its product as uncharacterized. The transcript has 9 exons. Bases 32 to 3463 code for a protein of 1143 amino acids. NCBI's taxonomy places the organism in Eukaryota, Metazoa, Arthropoda, Insecta, Hymenoptera, Agaonidae. The record is from RefSeq and is a predicted model, not a curated record.